CGGUGAUCCACUGCUACUAAAUACGGAAGGCCGUUAAGCGAAAGCUUCUGUUCCAUCCAUAGUCAUUUGAGCUAUUUGAAUAUAUCUUGUCCUUGUAGUUUGGCGGUAUUUGAGAAUGUCGCGCCUGUUUUUCUAUAAUCAGAUCAAAGAAGUGAUUAACCGUUUGCCUCCUCAUUAUAAGAAAAGGUAUUUACAGAAUCAGCAUGAGUUGGCCAAUGAAAGAGUGUGCAAUUCAUCACUACGUAAACACGAAACAGGAAUUGCGCUUCCUAGUUCGUAUUUUGAUACUCCUAUGAAAAUUGUCUAUCCUCCUGAGUCUCAAAAAUGCCUAUGGGGUGGUGAGGGUAUUAUUCAGGGCUACUGGGAGAAAAAAACACCGAGGCCAAGAUUUCCCAAGACAUGGAGUCCUCUUCUCAUGGAAAACUUAUUUCAUAGUGAGAUUCUAGACCGUUGGAUGAUUAUAAUAGUAACAGAUAGCGCCCUAAGACAAAUCGAAAAGGCUAGUGGAUUUGAUUUCUAUAUACUCUCGACUCCAGAAUCAAAACUUAAAAGUAGGCUUGGAAUGCAUUUAAAAAGAGAUAUGUUGGUAACGCUCGCAAAGGCGAAGAUGAAUGGUAAGAUGAAAAAAAGCUGGGAAAAGUAUUCUAAAUUUAUUAUACCUUUGGAAGAAGCUGAGUGGAUUGGUUUAACACUCGAAGAAGCUGUUAAAAAACAAAUGAAAAUGGAACAUGAAAUAUCCAGAAGUCAGCUAAAGCCACUAAAAUUCAGUCUAGCAGAAAAAUUGAUUGAUAGUUUAAGAAACCCUGUCAAGGAUGAGAAAGAUAAGGAUGAAGAAAAUCCGUCCAGCUACUCGUCUCGGAUUUUCAGUUGAUAAACCUUUGACAAUGAACAAAUAUGAUAUGUCUCUUUUCUCAGAGAAGUUCAGAUAACAAGGAAUUCCUUAUCAUCUUGUGUCUACUUUGUAUGUAUAGUCGCUAAAAUGAUUUUUGAAAAAUCUACUGUUUGCAACUGUUGUUUGGAACUUGAAUUGUUUAGUAAAUAAAUAUUUUAUUAUAAGGUUAGGUAAUAUUGCUAAUGUUGUUGUGCGACCGAAAUACUUUUUUUAAAAAAGUGUAUGUAACCAAUGUCUGCUCUACUUUACCUUGUACGGUCUGAUCAACAUACGGAAUUUAUGUAACUCAUCGUCUACAAAUAAUUGAAAGAGGAAUUUAAUAAACAAUUAGUCAACAAACUUCAAACCCACUAGAAUGAAUGUUUUAACUACAUACAUCAAGACAAAUAUUCCGUCCUUGUCUCAAUUGCAUAAUAUCUAAAGUGUAUUUUGGAUUAUGAUUUUAGCCAUUACGUUUUCUGUAUAACAAAACUGUGAGUAAAAUUCUAUUGAUAAUUAUUCUUUGUUUGGACAUCUUUCAUUACACAAACGUUUUAUUAGAAUAUGUUAAGAAUGGAGUUUAAAACCCUAGAUGGGAGCACAUUUAAUUUUUCUUUAAACUACGUUACUAAUAAUAGAUGCUUAGGCCCUGAUAAGUUGUAGUGUAUAAAAUGUUAUUGGUUAUUAAGUGUGGACAAAUAGGCAUUCUAUUUACUGACUAUAGAAUAUGUGAUUUCCUUUCCUCCAAUAAUUGAUUUCGACUCCGGACUCAAUGAAAGUGACUAUUUGUGAUUAUGUAGAAUAAAGCAUUUCUAGCGUUACUCUGCUUUUCCC
Schistosoma bovis is the source of this 1705-nucleotide messenger RNA. The record is from the annotation of a GenBank genome assembly. Lineage: Eukaryota; Metazoa; Platyhelminthes; Trematoda; Strigeidida; Schistosomatidae.